Messenger RNA from Oncorhynchus masou masou (cherry salmon), 5116 nucleotides. Its product is annotated as collagen alpha-1(XXIII) chain-like. The transcript has 26 exons. Lineage: Eukaryota; Metazoa; Chordata; Actinopteri; Salmoniformes; Salmonidae. Bases 72 to 1244 code for a protein of 390 amino acids. The record is from RefSeq and is a predicted model, not a curated record.
GGUGUGCUUUACUCUCUCUCUGAUCUUACCAGGGCAAGACUGGGAGAGAUGGAUACCCGGGCCCGCUUGGCAUGGAUGGCAAACCAGGUCUCCCCGGUCCUAAAGGAAGUCAGGGACCAGCGGGACCCAAGGGAGAUAAGGGUGACCAAGGAGAUAUUGGUCCCAGGGGCCCUCCUCCCCACAACUCAUACGCUGGUCUGCACAGUAAUCAGAUCCUCACCGUCAAGGGUGACCAAGGGUCUCCUGGCCCCAGAGGCCCUCCUGGAAAUACGGGAAAAGACGGGCCCCGUGGCCCGGCUGGAGAACAGGGUUUCCCUGGUCGUGAUGGUAUGGAGGGCCAAGCAGGUUCACCUGGAAAGCCAGGUGAAGAUGGUGAAGCAGGAUACGCAGGACCACAGGGACCCCCAGGGUCAAAGGGCCCGGCUGGUGAGAGGGGCAUGGACGGACUCCCUGGGUUUAAGGGAGACAAAGGAGAUAUCGGAGAGCAAGGAGCCCAGGGAGACAUGGGUUACCCUGGUGAGAAAGGGGUUCCAGGCUCUACUGAGGUCAUUGACUUCAAUGGGAAGCUGCUAGAAGCCUUCCAGGGCCCACCAGGAUUACCAGGGUCCCCAGGUGGAAAGGGAGAGCUAGGCUUGCCUGGACCGUCUGGACUGGAUGGGGAGAAGGGUCCGAAGGGAGAUAUGGGGGAGACAGGGUCAAUCGGAGAGAAAGGAGAGAAAGGAGAGAUGGGUCUCUCUGGGCCAGGGGGAAUAGAUGGACAGAAGGGAGAGAUGGGAGACUCCAGGCUGGAAGAUAACCUGGUUCAGAUGAUUUCUCAGCCGGGCCCCCCAGGACUCCCCGGCCCCCCAGGACUCCCCGGACCUCCAGGGUACAUGGGUCACCAUGGAAUGUCUGGCCCUAAGGGAGAGCCUGGAGACAGAGCUAAAGGGGAAAAGGGAGACAUUGGACCUGCUGGACUGAGGGGUUUGGACGGUCCUCAGGGUCCCCCUGGUCCCACAGGAUUGGUGGGUCUCCCAGGCACAAAAGGAGAGAAGGGCAAGUCCGGGGAGCCUGGAAUGGAUGGUUUCCCAGGCCUGAUUGGUGAGAAGGGAUCCCGGGGAGACAGAGGAGACAAGGGUGACCGGGGGACGAUGGGGAAGAGAGGUCUGAAGGGCGGGAAGGGGGAGCAGGGUCCUCCUGGACUGGACCAGCCUUGUCCUGUGGGGCAAGAUGGACUGCCCAUACCAGGAUGUUGGCACAAGUGAUGACUAACAUCAAGCGUGGCCACUGUACAUAUUGAUAUGGUAUAUAUUACAACUGAAUAGUACAUUGCUUUUUUGUUAUUUUUUGCCUUUUUAUGGAAACAUUUUAUAUAAUAUAUUGAGCUUCUUUGUUUUUUUAUUAUGGACGUUAUUUUGAGUCAACAGUAUUAACCAGACUGGAUAUGUCUAUCGAUACAGAUAUUUUUUGUACACCUAGACUUUAGAUGUGAAGUAAAAUGUAGUAAAUGGAACACAGCCAUCUUGGAGCAACAUCGGGUACGAGAAAUAUAGGAGCAAACAGACUCCUAACCUAACAGACAGACAGACUGAUGGGCAGAUGGACGGACAGACACAUGUGUUGCUGGAGGGUUGAUGAAUAGGGAGAGUGGGUAAUGACUGCCUUACUAAUGGAGUAUCGUCUGCCCUGUUGCUGCCUGGCCCUGUUGCUGCCUGGCCCUGUUGCUGCCUGGCCCUGUUGCUGCCUGACCCUGUUGCUGCCUGGCCCUUUUGCUGCCUGACCCUGUUGCUGCCUGGCCCUGUUGCUGCCUGGCCCUGUUGCUGCCUGGCCCUGUUGCUGCCUGGCCCUGUUGCUGCCUGGCCCUGUUGCUGCCUGACCCUGUUGCUGCCUGGCCCUGUUGCUGCCUGGGGGUGUGUGCUUGCUCCACCCUGCUCGAUCCCAUGGAUGGACAGACCUCCUGGUGUGAUAGACAGAGGAGUGUAGUCAGUGCUCUCUUCUCCUCUCUCUGUUUUUGAAAGGAGGAGACAGAAGCUCAAACGCAAAUGUCUCACUCUGUCUCAGCCCUGAGGGGAGAGCAGGUCUGGAGGACAGAGAGAAGACGCGGGAGAGACAGACAGACAUGAGGGCACAAAGGACAGACAACCUCUAGAGUGACAGAACGGUUCUGUGCCAUUCAGUUCUAUUCGGAAUACUGAGAUCCUGUGUUAUGGAAACACACCAGGAGAGGGCGACACAGAACACUGCAUUACCACAUUCACUUGAAGUGAUCUCACCCAUAAAUUGUAGUUGUGGUUUUCAUCACACUCACUGUUGGUUCUGGGCUACAGAGGCAAGGAUUUACCUAUGAUGUCACAUAAUAAUAAUAAUAAUAAUAAUAAUAGUGGUAGUAGUAAUACAAUUAUGUGGAUAUGAUGAAAGUGUAUUUAUGACAUCUUUUAUUUUGUGUUUCCAUUUAAUAAAAUGCAUGAUCAACACAAGUCACAGCAAUAUAUAGCAUCAUGAAAACCUCUCCCAUACCAGCACACUAAGGCAAUAAGUUACUGAGGUAUGUCGUUUGCGAAGAGAAAUCUUUAAGUCUCUAACAGUCUUUCCAUGUACGUGUGGCUUACUGGCAGUGAUAACAAGUGUGAUGUUUUAUUUUAUUCUAGUUGAGUACAUUUGCAUUCCUGUGCAUGGACGUGUUUGUAUAAUAUACUGAGUUCAUUGUGUUAAAUUCAAAUUCAGAACUGAAGCAAUUUGCAGUAUUCCCAAAUAUGCAGUAUUCCAUCAAUGAAGUUGAACAAACGGUUUGAAUAUGAAGUCAUUUUGUGAUCAAUUUGGCUUUUAUCAGACAUAAGUCAAUUAGAAAUAUCACAUCAGUAUUUUCUGACAGUGUUGACAGUACAGUUUUGAAGUAUAUUUAAGGAUUAUCACUUAACCUUAUCUAAAAAAACACAUUUAGAUGAAAUACUGUUUUCUGAACAACAGUAUGGAGUCUUGCUGCUGACAUAAAAUGUUAUUGUUUGUUUGUUUUUCUUAGCCAAUGAGUUUAGUACAUUCGGACUGAAGUACAAUAAUGUACCCAAAGUCAUUGAUUUAACAACAGUUGUAUUCAUUGGUACACAUUGGCACACCUUGACAAAAAGGUAGUCCUUGUUGGUUGGUUUAACUAUACCUACUUGUUUUUUUUAUACAUUAUCACAUCAUGAAAGACAGAUUUUGAUCUCUUUUCAUUUGACAGUUUUAUUCUGAUUUACAUUUUUCUUUCUAACUUUAUGGAUUGUCUUUUGGAGAUCUAUCUUCUUGGUGCUCGAUCACUCUGUGUUUAGUCUUCUUGUAUGGUUCUUUAUCAACCCUACACACACACACACACACACACACACACACACACACACACACACACACACACACACACACACACACACAUACACACACACAUACACACACACACACAUACACAUACACAUACACAUACACACACACCAUUUCAAUGUCAACAGCACAUGACUGAUAUCAGGAGCUUAUAUAUAGUUUCAUUAUACUACAUUUAUGCUAUGAAAUGUAUGACUAUGAAAGUUAAUAAGCAAUUCUUUCAUUAUAUUGUACUUUACUAAUGCACAAGUUUCAGAAUUUUCAUUCACAAUGUGUUAUUUCCAACUGGGAUGUGGUGAUCAAUCAUAUUUGUUUCCUUUUUCAUUCUCAUUUAGUAUUGGACAUACUGUAUGCAGCAAUGUGCCUACCUUAAAGGUCAUUUAGUAUUGGACCUACUGUAUGCAGCAAUGUGCCUACCUUAAAGGUAAUUUAGUAUUGGACAUACUCUAUGCAGCAAUGUGCCUACCUUAAAGGUAAUUUAGUAUUGGACACACUGUAUGCAGCAAUGUGCCUACCAUAAAGGUAAUUUAGUAUUGGACAUAUUGUAUGCAGCAAUGUGCCUACAUUAAAGGUAAUUUAGUAUUGGACCUACUGUAUGCAGCAAUAUGCCUACCUUAAAGGUAAUUUAGUAUUGGACAUACUGUAUGCAGCAAUGUGCCUACCAUAAAGGUAAUUUAGUAUUGGACCUACUGUAUGCAGCAAUGUGCCUACCUUAAAGGUAAUUUAGUAUUGGACAUACUGUAUGCAGCAAUGUGCCUACCAUAAAGGUAAUUUAAUAUUGGACCUACUGUAUGCAGCAAUGUGCCUUCCAUAAAGGUAAUUUAGUAUUGGACCUACUGUAUGCAGCAAUGUGCCUUCCAUAAAGGUAAUUUAGUAUUGGACAUACUGUAUGCAGCAAUGUGCCUACCAUAAAGGUAAUUUAAUAUUGGACCUACUGUAUGCAGCAAUGUGCCUUCCAUAAAGGUAAUUUAAUAUUGGCCCUACUGUAUGCAGCAAUGUGCCUUCCUUAAAGUGCAAUUCCAGCGCUUUUCAACCUAAUGUUCAUUAUCUCCAGCACAAUACCAGUGUCUACAUAUGUGAAAAAAAGCGCAUUUCUUCGUUAUGUAGAAAAAAAUAUAAAGCAAAAAAAUUCUACCCGAUGACACAUUUUAAAAACAAUUAUAUUCAAACACUAUGAGAUUCCCUGCGGUGUAGGGAGCAAGAAAAUACCCUCUCGGGCUACGAAUUCAUUGCAGGUUUUGAAAAUCACAUAUUUUUUUUACUUUUAAUCCUACCCCGGGAUAUCACAGAGCACCUUUCUUCUCAUCUUUCUUUUUUCACCUUUCUUCUUUUAAGCACCUGUAAAAAAAAAAGAUAUAUCUAGCUUAAACAGAUGUAUUUUGACUCCAGGGAGUCUUUGUAACCACAUAUCAUAGAAACACACUGUUUUCACAUAUGUAGACACUGAUAUGGUACUGGAGAUAAUGAAUGAGGUUGAAAUGUGGUGGAAUUGCCCUUUAACAAACUGAUGUUUCUCUGCAAUAUUACAUGUGUUUAUUUCUUUGGCAGAUAUCAUCAGUUUUUCUUUUUUUAUUGAGUAUUUGCCAUCCAUUAUUGACACAAUGUCUGAGGACAGUUUGGCGUGUUUCAUAAAAAUAAUUAGAUGAAUUAGAGUUUGUUAAUUUGGUUGUGUAUUUGGUCGUAAAAGAAUUAAGCUAUUUUUGUCACCGCUAUCGUUAUCUCUUUAUUAUUCCAAAUCUGGUCAACUCAACAUGUAGACUGAAAUAAACUGUACAAUAUACUGUUA